This is a messenger RNA of Arabidopsis arenosa, 1045 nucleotides long. Lineage: Eukaryota; Viridiplantae; Streptophyta; Magnoliopsida; Brassicales; Brassicaceae. The record is from the annotation of a GenBank genome assembly.
AUUUGCCGUCAUCACCCAACAACAAACCCUAGUUUUCUUUUCUUUUUUGGAUCUGAAGAAUCUCCAUGACGAUUCUCAUCGAUCGCCACUCUGAUCAGAACGAUGCAGGAGAUGAGAUUGUAGAGAAGAAUCAGGGGAAUGUUAAAGAGGAAGAAACAGAGUUGGUUCUAGAUGCAGGUUUUGAGGCUCCUCACACCAACUCCUUCGGUCACACGUUUAGGGAUUAUGAUGCUGAGAGUGAGAGGAACAGAGCUGUGGAGGAAUUUUACAGGGUUAAUCACAUUGGCCAAACCGUUGAUUUCGUGAGGAAGAUGAGGGAAGAAUACGGGAAGCUAAACCGUACUGAGAUGAGCAUUUGGGAAUGCUGUGAGCUUCUGAAUGAGUUUAUCGACGAGAGUGAUCCCGAUUUGGACGAACCUCAGAUCGAGCAUUUGCUUCAAACAGCUGAAGCCAUCAGGAAAGAUUACCCUGAUGAAGACUGGCUCCAUCUGACCGGUCUUAUCCACGAUCUCGGAAAAGUUCUUCUUCACCCUUCAUUUGGUGAGCUCCCUCAAUGGGCUGUUGUUGGCGAUACAUUUCCAGUGGGAUGUGCAUUUGAUGAAUCUAUUGUUCACCACAAGUACUUCAAGGAGAAUCCAGACUAUGGUAACCCGAGUUACAACACUAAGUACGGGAUAUACACUGAAGACUGUGGGCUCGAUAAUGUGUUCAUGUCUUGGGGACAUGAUGAUUACAUGUACCUUGUUGCGAAGGAGAAUCAAACUACAUUACCACCAGCCGGUCUUUUCAUCAUCAGAUACCAUUCGUUCUACGCUCUUCACCAAUCAGAAGCCUACAAGCAUUUGAUGAACAAUGAAGACAGAGAGAACAUGAAGUGGCUGAAAGUGUUCAACAAGUAUGAUCUCUACAGCAAAAGCAAAGUCCGUAUAAACGUGGAGGAAGUGAAACCAUAUUACCUCUCCCUUAUCAACAAGUAUUUUCCGGCCAAGCUAAAAUGGUGAAAAAUUACAAGCAGAAAGCUUUCUACUAAAAUGGAUGAGAGGAA